Molecule: messenger RNA, 384 nt
Organism: Eremothecium sinecaudum
Lineage: Eukaryota; Fungi; Ascomycota; Saccharomycetes; Saccharomycetales; Saccharomycetaceae
Gene: SHG1
Product: Shg1p
Exons: 1
Coding region: 1-384 (127 amino acids)
Source: RefSeq, a predicted model, not a curated record
AUGUCGGCUAAUUCAGAAGAUCCAGCUAUUGCUUUAGCAGAACUGUUUAAGAGGAAGGGUCAUUUAGAUAAGUUAAAGCAAUCAAUUCUUACAGAUUCUAUCAAUAAUGAUAAUAUAGAUCAAAACCUUGAGACAUUAAUUAGAACAGGGGUCAAAAACCUUAUAAAGGAUAUGGUAUUAAAAGAUGAAAACCUUAUAUUCAAAAAUAGAGGCUCGACAAGUGCCAUCCUGGAAGCGCAGCUGUUUAAAUCAGGUUAUAAUGUAUUAAAUAAUGGUGAGACCGAUAUAGACAAGAUAAUUGAGAAUCGUCUAAAUGAUAAAGAACUCGAGAAUCAGAUAAAAUCGAUUUUGCACGAAAUGCAAGAAAAUAAGGAAGAUAACUAG